Messenger RNA from Cavia porcellus (domestic guinea pig), 2940 nucleotides. Its product is annotated as vomeronasal type-2 receptor 116-like. NCBI's taxonomy places the organism in Eukaryota, Metazoa, Chordata, Mammalia, Rodentia, Caviidae. The record is from RefSeq and is a predicted model, not a curated record. The transcript is spliced from 7 exons. Gene Ontology annotation, biological process: G protein-coupled receptor signaling pathway. Gene Ontology annotation, molecular function: G protein-coupled receptor activity. Gene Ontology annotation, cellular component: plasma membrane. The coding region runs from base 1 to 2940 and encodes 979 amino acids.
AUGGCCCCUGGAACUCUCUUUACGAAUUCCUCAAUCCGGCCUCUCUAUGGCCCCCGGAACCCUCUUUACGAAUUCCUCAAUCCGGCCUCUCUAUGGCCCCCGGAACCCUCUUUACGAAUUCCUCAAUCCGGCCUCUCUAUGGCCCCCGGAACCCUCUUUACGAAUUCCUCAAUCCGGCCUCUUUACGGCCCCCGGAACUCUCUUUACGAGCUCCUCAAUCCGGCCUCUUUACGGCCCCCGGAACUCUCUUUACGAGCUCCUCAAUCCUUGCGAUGCAUCCACCCAAGGUUGCCCGAUAGCCCCCGCUAUCCGGCCCAGCAGCACUCGCUGCCUGUUGAACAGUUUAACCUGUCAGCCCCCCAGGCUCAGAAGAUGCUGCCUUUGAGUAUCACCUGCCUUCUCCUGCAGCUGCUACCCUUGGUGUGCACUUGGGGCAAUGGCUACUGCCUUCGCAGGAAGAGCACCAGCGUGCACAAGGAUGGAGAUGUGGUGAUUGGCGGCUUCUUUUCACUCUGCACCGGUGCAGAAUUCACUGGCACCACUAAUAUAAAGCCCAUCAAGGACUUCAUUAUCCUGCAGAUUAUGCCCCUCAACUACCAGACUGCUCUCUCUUUCAUUUUUGCCAUAGAAGAGAUCAACAGGAAUCCUCAUCUUUUACCAAAUAUAUCUCUGGGAUAUGAGUUUCAUAAUUUACUUCCCUCUUAUUGGAGGUUAUUGGAGAGUUUCUUCAUUUUGCACACGGGGCAAAAUGAAAUGCCCAAUUAUACCUGUGGAAAAGAGAGUAAGUCUGUAGCCUUACUAACAGGAACAUCGUGGGCAACUUCUACUCAAAUAGGACCAUUGCUGGAACUUUACAAGUUUCCACAGCUUUCCUUUGGCUCUUUUGAUCCUAUGUUCAGUGACAAUGGCCACUUAACAUCUGUCUAUCAGGUGGCAGCAAAGGACACAUCUCUGGUUCAUGGCAUGGUCUCCUUGAUGCUUCAUUUCAGCUGGACCUGGGUGGGAAUAAUCGUUGCUGAAGGUCAUAAAGGCUUGCAAUUUGUCUCAGAUAUCAGAGGAGAGGCAGAGAAAAGCAGAGUCUGCAUAGCAUUUGUGAAAAUGAUCUCAAGUUCUUAUGCAUCCUAUUUCUUCCAUAUAGAGAAAAAUAUCAUAGCCCAGGAAGCAUCACCAGUAAAUGUGGUUAUCAUUUAUUAUGAUACAGACAGUCUAAAUCAUGUAAACUACUAUAUACAGUUGCAUUUAGUGACUUGGAAAGUCUGGGUGACAAAUUCACAAUGGCAUGCUGAUGUGGCUGGGAGAAACUUCAUUCUUGAUACAUUCCAUGGGCUUCUGAUUUUUUCACAUCACCAUGAGAAGAUUUCUGGUUUUAAGGACUUUAUCCAGAAAGCCACCCCAUCCAAAUAUCCAGAAGACACUUUUCUCAGUCUGUUUUGGUUCCAGAAUUUCCAUUGCUCAUUGUCUGAAUCCGACUGUUCCCUGAAGAACUGUACACCGAAUGCCUCUCUGGCUUGGCUUCCUGAGAAUAUUUUUGACCCAGUCAUGAGUGACUGGAGCUACAACAUAUACAAUGCUGUGUAUGCAGUGGCCUAUGCCCUGCAGGAGAUGUUUCUUCAACAAAUUCAAAUGCCCCCAAUGGAAGAUGAAGGGAUGUUUUACCCUUGGCAGCUGCACCCUUUUAUGAAAAGCAUCCAAUUUACCAGUCCUGCUGGAGAGCAAGUAAAUUUAGACUUGACAAGAAAAGUGGAUGCAAACUACAACAUUGUCAACCUGUGGAAUUUUCCAGAAGGUCUUAGACUUAGGGUCAAAGUAGGAGAGUUUUUCUCUCAUUCACAAUUUGGACAGUAUUUGGCUAUAUCUGAAGAUUUGAUAGAGUGGGCCACAGAAAUUACAGAGCUUCCCCAUUCUUCAUGCAGUGAGACCUGUCACCCUGGAUUCAGGAAAUCCUUGCAGGAGGGAAAGCCUGUGUGUUGUUUUGUUUGCACUCCUUGCCUAGAGAAUGAGAUUGCCAAUGGUACAGACAUAGAACAGUGUGUGAUGUGUCCAGACCAAGAAUAUGCCAACAUUCAGAGAACUCGCUGCCUCCAAAAGUCUGUAAUAUUCCUGUCUUAUGAAGACCCUUUGGGGAAGACACUGGCUGGAAUUGCUCUGAGUUUCACUAUCAUCACUUCUGCUGUUUUGGGGCUCUUUGUGAAACACCGAGACACUCCUAUUGUCAAGGCCAACAAUCGGGCUCUCAGCUACACCCUGCUCAUCUCCCUCACCUUCUGCUUCCUCUGCACCUUGCUCUUCAUUGGCCAUCCCAACACAGCCACCUGCAUCCUCCAGCACACCACAUUCGCAGUUGUCUUCACUGUGGCUGUGUCCACUGUCUUGGCCAAAACUAUUACUGUGGUGUUGGCCUUUAAGGUCAUUGCUCCACAAAGAAGUAUGAGGCAACUGCUGGUAUCAGGGGCACCAAACUCCAUCAUUCCCAUCUGCUCCCUGAUCCAGCUCUCUCUCUGUGGAGUUUGGAUGGGGACAAAUCCACCCUACAUUAACACAGAUGCACACUCUGAACAUGGCCACAUCAUCAUCAUGUGCAACAAGGGCUCCCUCACUGCCUUCUACUGUGUCCUGGGAUACCUGGGUUCCCUGGCCCUGCUCAGCUUCACUGUGGCUUUCCUGGCCAGGAACCUGCCUGACACCUUCAAUGAGGCCAAGUUCCUGACGUUCAGUAUGCUGGUGUUCUGCAGUGUGUGGGUCACCUUCCUCCCUGUGUACCACAGCAGCAAGGGGAAGGUGAUGGUGGCCAUGGAGGUCUUCUCCAUGCUGGCCUCCGGUGCAGGGUUGCUGGUCUGCAUCUUUGCUCCAAAGUGCUUCAUUAUUUUGUUCAGACCAGAGAGAAAUUCUUUGCAUGGAUUUAGAGUAAAUAAGUAUCCUGAGGAAAAAGUGUCUUUUUAA